Chara braunii is the source of this 886-nucleotide messenger RNA. NCBI's taxonomy places the organism in Eukaryota, Viridiplantae, Streptophyta, Charophyceae, Charales, Characeae. The record is from the annotation of a GenBank genome assembly.
GGGCGAAAGUUCACCUUGGUAACUGAUCAUGAGCCCCUAUUGGCUCUGAAGAAAUCGAAAGAUUACUCUGGCAUGAUCGGGCGAUGGGCAACGGUGCUGCAGAGCAUGGACUUUGACAUCCGUCAUCGGAAGCACGAGAGACACGGGAAUGCGGACGGACUGACAUGGCUGCACCGGCUUGAGAAAGUUUCGAAGAAUGAGGAGUCGGGGCGCCGUCAGCUGAUUGUGCAAAAGCUCAUCGCACCAAUCGUGCAAUUGGCGGACGAUCUCUCGCCUGACAUCUAUUCACAGAGUGACGACAGUCCUGCUCCGUACAUUUUCGAGCGAUCAUUGAAUCCGUACCUUCAGUGGACUGCAUGCUUGGAGAAACCUAGGGACGAGGAUACGCUACCAUCGCGGCAGGAGUAUCUGAAGCCGUACGAUAUCAUCCCUCACGCCUUCUAUCCGAGGGCAGAGGAAGUGGUGAUCGACGACGACGACGAAGAGGACGAAGACGAGGAAACAUCGGAGGAGGGAAGCUAUAGUGAACAUAGCGAGGGCGAGCUGAGCGAAGGAGAAGAGGAGGAAGAGGAAACUGGAUCUGAGUGGGAAGCCUUGCCGGAGGAAGCGACGCGUACAGGAACGGAAGCAGACGAUCCGGAAGCGGCGCGAAAGCGCGAAGAAAUUGCCACCGGGAAGCGCCAGCUGGAGUUCGCCAGCCAAGCUAGCCUGCGCAUCGGUAACGAUCCAACCAGAGAUCCGGAGCCGCCGAAGCCCGAAGAUGGCGACCCUGCAACCGCCACCUCAAGUACCGCGCGACGAAGACGGAGCUGAUCCCCCUCCUCCUCCAGCCCCACCCGUCCCCCAGUUCGCCCACGUACCGAUGCGGGCGAUAGGCCUUCGUCCU